Oncorhynchus nerka (sockeye salmon) is the source of this 1785-nucleotide messenger RNA. RefSeq names its product multidrug and toxin extrusion protein 1-like. The record is from RefSeq and is a predicted model, not a curated record. Gene Ontology annotation, molecular function: xenobiotic transmembrane transporter activity; antiporter activity. Gene Ontology annotation, biological process: xenobiotic detoxification by transmembrane export across the plasma membrane. The coding region runs from base 97 to 1785 and encodes 562 amino acids. Lineage: Eukaryota; Metazoa; Chordata; Actinopteri; Salmoniformes; Salmonidae. The transcript has 17 exons. Gene Ontology annotation, cellular component: membrane.
CAUCAGAUAGGAAGUCUCGCUCUGGCAGCUGGCAGCUAGAAUACCACCUUGUUCUCACUUGACCAUGCAGACUUUUCUGAGCGACAGUCUUUAGAAAUGGAUUCUAAUGGAAUUGUGGAGAGCAGGAUGAAUGGGAAUGAAUUGACAAUAUGUGGGAGCUGUUUGAGAUGUAUUCGCAGGUUGAUUCCUGUUGAAUUCAAAAAAGAAAUUCUUGAAUUAUCAACAAUGGCUGGGCCUGUGGUUAUGGCUCAGCUCAUGGUCUUUUUAGUGAGUUUCGUCAGUACAAUUUUCUGCGGCCAUUUGGGGAAGACAGAACUGGCAGGGGUCACUCUCGCCAUAGCUGUGAUUAAUGUUACAGGUGUCUCCAUUGGGUAUGGUUUAUCAUCAGCGUGUGACACACUCAUAUCUCAGACUUUUGGGAGCCGUAACCUCCUGAAAGUUGGGGUCAUUGUACAGAGAGCCAUCCUCAUUCAACUUCUGGCCUGUUUCCCAUGCUGGGCUGUUCUCAUCAACACAGAACCAAUCCUCCUGGCUGUCAAACAGAGCCCAGAGGUCGCCAGGCUGUCUCAGGUGUAUGUGAAGAUUUUUAUGCCAGCACUCCCAGCCACAUUUAUUUAUCAGCUGGAGGCCAGAUAUCUACAGAAUCAGGGAAUCAUAUGUCCGCAGGUCAUCACUGGUGUGGUGGCCAACGUACUGAAUGCCCUCAUCAACUACAUCUUCCUCUAUGUUCUGGACCUGGGUGUAGCUGGGUCUGCGUGGGCCAACACCAUCUCUCAGUUCUCUCUGGCUGCUAUACUUUAUGCCUACAUCCUGUGGAAGGAACUACACAAGGCCACCUGGGCAGGUUGGUCUUGGGAGUGCUUGGAAGACUGGGGCACCUACAUCCACCUGGCUAUUCCUAGCAUGAUCAUGCUGUGUGUGGAGUGGUGGACUUAUGAGAUUGGAGGCUUUCUAGCAGGUCUGAUGAGUGAGGUGGAGCUUGGAGCACAAUCAGUCGUCUUCGAACUGGCAAGCAUUUGCUACAUGUUCCCUCUAGGGUUCAGUGUGGCAGGCAGUGUGAGGGUGGGCAGUGCUCUGGGGGCCGGAGAUACAGAGCAGGCCAAGCUGUCUGCCAAGCUGGCCAUGUUCUGUGCUGGGUCCGUUUCUGUGUGCUUGUCGGUUCUUGUUGGGAUACUGAAGGACAAAAUCUCCUGCGUCUUUACAUAUGAUGAGCAGAUCAGAGAGAGGGUUGCUCAAGUUAUGGCUUUCUACGCCCCUUUUCUUCUGUUAUAUGCAAUAUCGGCUGCCUCGGGUAGUAUUAUAAGGGGGGCAGGGAAGCAGAAGGUUGGGGCGAUAUGCAACAUCCUGGGUUACUAUGGGGUUGGCUUUCCUAUUGGAGUGUCCCUGAUGUUUGCUGCCAAGCUAGGAAUCAUGGGCCUGUGGACCGGUCUGUUUACCUGUGUGUUUCUACAGUCCUCCUUCCUCAUCGUAUAUCUAUCCAGAAUGAACUGGAAGAAAGCCACUGUAGAGGCCCAGAUCAGAGCUGGGGUACAGGGGAACUCUACAGACAUGGACAUGGCCCCAGAGGCCCAUUCAAAUGAUUCAGCUCCAUGUGAGGGCCAUAAAGACAGAAAUGCCCUGGCUGAAGAUGGGGCUGAGGCUGGGGACAGGGUGGCCCUCAACAAGGUGGGGGCACUGCUGGCCCACAGGGCCCUGAUAAUGCGGAGGGCCCUGGCUCUGUGUGUCAUGCUCUUCAUCCUAGCCCUGGGAAUCAUCAUCAACCUAUUGCUCACCAACCUCACUUGA